AUGUUAAUGCUGUACUCUGCAACACAGCCCAGCAAUCUUGAGAAAAUUCUUUCCGAGAAUUAUUUUAUGAGAGCACAGUCAAACCCUGUUCAGAUAUCAAAACAUGGCGACGUCUUUGUUGUUGAGCACGGCAAGACUACAGUUUACCUGCCGGAUGGGUCUUUCUUCGUUUUUGAAGAAAAUAGCAAAAUUACCGAAAGCUUUGCGCCGAGUUUGCAGAACCCAACAAAAACAUUUGAUUUGGCACUGCACAUCUUUACAAUAGAAAACACCGCCAAUGCAUCGUUACACAUUGACCCGCUUAGCCAACAUCUCUUAUUUAGUCAAUCACCACCUCCCAAGUUUAAGAUAAUCAACGCUUCAAGUUGUGAUAAAAGGCUAGGAUGCUUCUUUGUUUGCAGCAGUCUUAAGGAAAGAAACAUUAUAAAAUCGAUCAUCAAGGACUGUGAAUUUGUGGAGAUUGGAAAGGAUUCUGAGGAUAUUUACUGGAAUAUUAUAAAGAUGAUAAACUAA
Messenger RNA from Vittaforma corneae ATCC 50505, 513 nucleotides. RefSeq lists its product as uncharacterized. NCBI's taxonomy places the organism in Eukaryota, Fungi, Microsporidia, Nosematidae. The record is from RefSeq and is a predicted model, not a curated record. The transcript has a single exon. Bases 1 to 513 code for a protein of 170 amino acids.